Molecule: messenger RNA, 15370 nt
Organism: Coregonus sp. 'balchen'
Lineage: Eukaryota; Metazoa; Chordata; Actinopteri; Salmoniformes; Salmonidae
Source: the annotation of a GenBank genome assembly
ACUGAGUUCAAGGCCCACAGGGAUGUGAAGCCAGUGAAGCUGAUCCGAGCCAAGUCCCAGUUCCUUCCCCAUGAUGAGAAGACCAGCCUGGAGACCAGCUAUAGCGCCACCUACAGGGGAGAGCAGGCCAAGCAGCAGCCCAACGACAACAAGGUUGUGGACAGGAGGAGGAUACGCAGCCUGUACAAUGAGCCCUACAAAGGGCUACAAGAGACCAAGGUGAGAAUGUUUAAGCUCCUUUAAACCAUGUCCUAUUGACUACACCAAUGGUACAGCCAUAAUGCAGCCCUAGUAAAAAUAAUCCUAUAGGAUACCCAAAAAUAGGAGUCCAAUAGGAGUGCUUCCAUAUCGGUCAUACUGCAAAUGAACUUGCAGCCUUGAAUCCCUCCCAUAUUGUGAUGGUGUGUUGAAGAGGUUGAGAAGCUCAGGGAAUUUUCACUGGUGUGAAUAGGCAAAGAUAUGGAGAUUGUGCUCCAGAGACACGGGAGAUAGACUGUUCCUCAGUUUACUGGUCUUUAAUCUUGAUUGCAGGUUAACAUAAAUGUUCAGGUUUCUGUGCCAUAUUUAGCUGUGAGAGUUACAUUUUAGUAGACACUCUUUUCAUCUAGUCGUCUCGGGGAUUCGAACCAGCGACCUUUCGGUUACUGCCACCCAUAUUGUCCAAUAAAGCUGUACUUUACUACUAAUUGUAGUGUCCUUAUAAUGUGGUUUGAAAAAACAAUGAAUAGAAUAAUAUCAAUAUUAUGGCUUGACAGGUUAUAAUAAUUAGGCAGUGCGAAUGAACAGGCUGCUGCACAGUCACUAUGGGAGCUCUUUCUAGAGCGGCUGGUUAAAUCGUGCAGAAGAGCAUUUUUUUACUCUGUAAAUGGUUAAACUAGUGAGAAAUAUAUGUGUACACUAUCAGCCUAAAUUGAAAUGUUGAUUUAUUUUUAUAUACUCAAUUAUUUUAUAAUAAUAAUAAUAAUAAUAUUGUGCUAAUUUCCUGUACGUGGACAGUAUGUGUUAGUUACUACAUUACACAACCUCACGUUUUGACCACAUCGAAUUGAGGGUAAUUGGACAUAUUUUUUACCUCACAUUAGUGAUGUUAGUAUAAACAUUCAUAGUAAUCACAAUAACGCGAAAUCAAUUGUUUAAAAUAGAUCAAUAUCAUUAGUUUUGUAUUGUUGAUUUUGUCAUACGCGCUGGCGGGGCGCUCUCUGUAUAAAAGUCGCUGGCCUCAUAUGUAUACAUGGAUUUGAGAGUCAAACUGUCACUCAAAUAAGAGCCAACCAUUGUCACUGUUGAUAUCCUAUGGCGGGUUGUGAUUCGUUGAAGUUAAAUAACAAAGCAACUGAUUUGUUUCCUUACCCUGUUUCGGCAGCCUCCCAAAACGUCCAUCCGACAUUCUAGAAUUUAGAUGACUAGUCUUCAGCAAAUUCUCUUCUAACCAGUGAUAUGAAAAUUAUUCUCAGAUUCAGUGUGGCCUUUGACUAGUGUUAGUUUAAACAGUGCAUACACACCAAACAUUUUCCCCCACUCUAUUGAUUUCAAAUUGAUAUGAGUGUUUAACAAUGCAGUGUUGCGUUUACCUUUCCGCAUUAGUGACCCACUUGAAACAAAAUACAACAAUCCAAACUGUAGCUUGAUGUCUUCUACAUGUUGUCCUUUAAUGAGUGAUAUACAUAUUAUUCCCAUAUUCCAUGUAGUUUUUUUUGUACAUUUACCCCUUUUUUCUCCCCAAUUUCGUGAUAUCCAAUUUGGUAGUUACAGUCUUGUCCCAUCGCUGCAACUCCCCUACGGACUCGGGAGAUGCGAAAGUCGAGAGCCAUGCAUCCUCCGAAACACGACCCUGCCAAGCCGCACUGCUUCUUGACACACUGCUCCCUUAACCCGGAAGCCAGCCGCACCAAUGUGUCAGAGGAAACACUGUCCAGCUGGUGACCGCAAGUCAGCUUGCAGGCGCCCGGCCUGCCACAAGGAGUCGCUAGAGCGCGAUGGGACAAGGACAUCCCGGCCGGCCAAACCCUCCCCUAACCCGGACGAUGCUGGGCCAACUGUGCGCUGCCUCAUGGGUCUCCUGGUCACGGUCGGCUGUGACACAGCCUGAGAUCGAACCCGGGUCUGUAGUGACGCCUCAAGCACUGCAAUGCAGUGCCUUAGACUGCUGCUCCACUCGGGAGGCCGUGCCUUGUUGUUUUUUUAGUAAGGUUAGUUUGAAGAGGACACGUAACCCGACUCCCCACUCUCAACGUGAUAUCAAUGAGUGAUUGACAAAUAAGUGUUGCAUUUCUCUUUCCGUUUUGGCGACCCCCAAAAAUCGAAAUGCAUCACUCCAAAAUGUAGCUGGUUGUCUUCAGCAGGUGGUCCUCUAACGAGUGAUGCAAACAAUAUUUCCAGUUUCCAUGUGGUUUUUUGAGUUGUGUUAGUUUCAACAGCACAUACAGUGGGGAGAACAAGUAUUUGAUACACUGCCGAUUUUGCAGGUUUUCCUACUUACAAAGCAUGGAGGUCUGUAAUUUUUAUCACAGGUACACUUCAACUGUGAGAGACGGAAUCUAAAACAAAAAUCCAGAAAAUCACAUUGUAUGAUUUUUAAGUAAUUAAUUUGCAUUUUAUUGCAUGACAUAAGUAUUUGAUCACCUACCAACCAGUAAGAAUUCCGGCUCUCACAGACCUGUUAGUUUUUCUUUAAGAAGCCCUCCUGUUCUCCACUCAUUACCUGUAUUAACUGCACCUGUUUGAACUCGUUACCUGUAUAAAAGACACCUGUCCACACACUCAAUCAAACAGACUCCAACCUCUCCACAAUGGCCAAGACCAGAGAGCUGUGUAAGGACAUCAGGGAUAAAAUUGUAGACCUGCACAAGGUUCUGAUGGGCUACAGGACAAUAGGCAAGCAGCUUGGUGAGAAGGCAACAACUGUUGGCGCAAUUAUUAGAAAAUUGAAGAAGUUCAAGAUGACGGUCAAUCACACUCGGUCUGGGGCUCCAUGGAAGAUCUCACCUCGUGGGGCAUCAAUGAUCCUGAGGAAGGUGAGGGAUCAGCCCAGAACUACACGGCAGGACCUGGUCAAUGACCUGAAGAGAGCUGGGACCACAGUCUCAAAGAAAACCAUUAGUAACACACUACGCCGUCAUGGAUUAAAAUCCUGCAGCGCACGCAAGGUCCCCCUGCUCAAGCCAGCGCAUGUCCAGGCCCGUCUGAAGUUUGCCAAUGACCAUCUGGAUGAUCCAGAGGAGGAAUGGGAGAAGGUCAUGUGGUCUGAUGAGACAAAUAUAGCUUUUUGGUCUAAACUCCACUCGCCGUGUUUGGAGGAAGAAGGAUGAGUACAACCCCAAUAACACCAUCCUAACUGUGAAGCAUGGAGGUGGAAACAUUCUUUGGGGAUGCUUUUCUGCAAAGGGGACAGGACGACUGCACCGUAUUGAGGGGAGGAUGGAUGGGGCCAUGUAUCACGAGAUCUUGGCCAACAACCUCCUUCCCUCAGUAAGAGCAUUGAAGAUGGGUCGUGGCUGGGUCUUCCAGCAUGACUAUGACCCGAAACACACAGCCAGGGCAACUAAGGAGUGGCUCCGUAAGAAGCAUCUCAAGGUCCUGGAGUGGCCUAGCCAGUCUCCAGACCUGAACCCAAUAGAAACAUCUUUGGAGGGAGCUGAAAGUCCGUAUUGCCCAGCGACAGCCCCGAAACCUGAAGGAUCUGGAGAAGGUCUGUAUGGAGGAGUGGGCCAAAAUCCCUGCUGCAGUGUGUGCAAACCUGGUCAAGACCUACAGGAAACAUAUGAUCUCUGUAAUUGCAAACAAAGGUUUCUGUACCAGAUAUUAAGUUCUGCUUUUCUGAUGUAUCAAAUACUUAUGUCAUGCAAUAAAAUGCAAAUUAAUUACUUAAAAAUCAUACAAUGUGAUUUUCUGGAUUUUUUGUUUUAGAUUCCGUCUCUCACAGUUGAAGUGUACCUGUGAUAAAAAUUACAGACCUCCAUGCUUUGUAAGUAGGAAAACCUGCAAAAUCGGCAGUGUAUCAAAUACUUGUUCUCCCCACUGUACAACCUGAUUUCUCCCCUAAUCAAUAUGAGUGAUCAAUUGCCACUUGUCAAAACAGGGUUUUUGGUGCAUAUGCAGUUUAUAAGGUGCUCGUAAAAUAAAAUACAAGCAAUAUGAUCACUAUUUUGGCACAUGUAUGUGUAGGUAGUACAUUUUAUGUUUCGGUUUUCAAUAUAUCACAAACUGUUUAUUGAUUUGGACACUUCAAAACAGUGUUUUGACAUUGGGCUAUUUAUCAAAAGUUAUUGUCAAUGGGAAGCAGCAACAGCAUCAUUUUCAACGUAUGUUUUAGGAAUAUAAAUGGAAGUUUCAAAAUAAAUUUCAAUAGUAUUAUACUUAAUGAGGUAAAAACUACUGAGUGAGUCCAAAAACGUGAUGUGAUUGAUAUAUUUUGAUGAUCUACCAGAAAACAUGAAAACGGAGUUGACUUGCCUAUAAUAAAAGGCACAUACACUACCGGUCAAACGUUUUAGAACACCUACUCAUUCAAGGGUUUCUUUAUUUGUACUAUUUUCUACAUUGUAGAAUAAUAGUGAAGACAUCAAAGCUAUGAAAUAACACAUAUGGAAUCAUGUAGUAACCAGAAAAAGUGUUAAACAAAUUAAAAAAUAUGUUUGAGAUUCUUCAAAUAGCCACCCUUUGCCUUGAUGACAGCUUUGCACACUCUUGGCAUUCUCUCAACCAGCUUCACCUGGAAUGCUUUUCCAUCAGUCAAAGGAGUUCCCACAUAUGCUGAGCACUUGUUGGCUGCUUUUCCUUCACUCUGCGGUCCGACUCAUCUCAAACCAUCUCAAUUUGGUUGAGGUCGGGGGAUUGUGGAGGAAAGGUAAUCUGAUGCAGCACUCCAUUACUCUCCUUCUUGGUAAAAUAGCCCUUACACAGCCUGGAGGUGUGUUGGGUCAUUGUCCUGUUGAAAAACAGAUGAUAGUCCCACUAAGCCCAAACCAGAUGGGAUGGCGUAUCGCUGCAGAAUGCUGUGGUAGCCAUGCUGGUUAAGUGUGCCUUGAAUUCUAAUUAAAAUCACAGACAAUGUUACCAGCAAAGCACCCCCACACCAUAACACCUCCUCCUCCAUGCUUUAUGGUGGGAAAUACACAUGCGGAGAUCAUCCGUUCACUCACACCGCGUCUCACAAAGACACGGCAGUUGGAACCAAAAAUCUCCAAUUUGGACUCCAGACCAAAGGACAAAUUUCCACCAGUCUAAUGUCCAUUGCUCGUGUUCUUGGUCCAAGCAAGUCUUCUUCUUUUGGUGUCCUUUAGUAAUGGUUUCUUUGCAGCAAUUCGACCAUGAAGGCCUGAUUCACACAGUCUCCUCUGAACAGUUGAUGUUGAGAUGUGUCUGUUACUUGAACUCUGUGAAGCAUUUAUUUGUGCUGCAAUUUCUGAGACUGGUAACUCUAAUGAACUUAUCCUCUGCAGCAGAGGUAACUCUGGGUCUUCCAUUCCUGUGGCGGUCCUCAUGAGAGCCAGUUUCAUCAUAGCGCUUGAUGGUUUUUGUGACUGCACUUGAAGAAAUUUUCAAAGUUCUUGAAAUGUUCCGUAUUGACUGACCUUCAUGCCUUAAAGUAAUGAUGGACUGUCGUUUCUCUUUGCUUAUUUGAGCUGUUCUUGCCAUAAUAUGGACUUGGUAUUUUACCAAGUAGGGCUAUCUUCUGUAUACCCCACCACCUUGUCACAACACAACUGAUAGGCUGAAACGCAUUAAGAAGGAAAGAAAUUCCACAAAUGAACAUUUAACAAGGCACACCUGUUCAUUCCAGGUGACUACCUCAUGAAGUUGUUGAGAGAAUGCCAAGAGUGUGCGAAGCUGUCAUCAAGGCAAAGGGUGGCUAUUUGAAAUAUUUUGAUUAGUUUUUUUGGUUACUACAUGAUUCCAUGUGUUAUUUCAUAGUUUUGAUGUCUUCACUAUUAUUCUACAAUGUAGAAAAUAGUAAAAAUAAAGAAAAACCCUUGAAUGAGUAGGUGUUCUAAAACUUUUGACCAGUAGUGUAUAUUUAGCAAUAACAAACAAGAAAAAACAUUUCUCAUCUGCUAUAAAACAAUACAGUGACUCAAAAACAACAUACAAAUGGCUACAACAAAGCUAUCUAGCUAGCUAGUCAGUUGACAGGCAAAAUGUGGCUAACAGUAGUUUCUUAGCUAGCAAGAAACAAGUGCAUAAAAUACUAUACAAUGACGAAAAUAUUACUAAAACAUUGACAACUUCACCAGGAAACAUAAGGAAACAAAUACUGUACUCACAGAUCUUGCAUUCACGCACAGUGAAGGAUAAAACAGAUAGAAUAAUAGUGAUAGAAAACCAGAGAUUCUCUGCACAGCCACAGGUGGCGAGCUGAACUUGGGAGUUAGGCUAAUUAACACUGGGAGCUCGUUAUAGCUGUGCUGUCAUCAGUCAGUCUUAAAGGGACAGGCUUUCUUACAGGUGAAUAAAACAGAAAUGAAUAUAGAACUGUUGUUUCCGAUCAACAUUUUUUGUUUUGUUAUUAAAGUUGUUGUAUUCUACUGGAACACAUUUUUUAUUUAUUUUUAUUUAACCUUUAUUUAACCAGGUAAGCCAGUUGAGAUCAAGUUCUCAUUUACAACUGCGACCUGGCCAAGGUAAAGCAAAGCAGUGCGAUAAAAACAACAACAACACAGAGUUAAAUAUGGGAUAAACAAAACGUACAGUCAAUAACACAAUAGAAAAUCUAUAUACAGUGUGUGCAAAUGUAGUAAAUUAUGGAGGUAAGGCAAUAAAUAAAUAGGCCAUAGUGCAAAAUAAUUACAAUUUAGUAUUAACACUGGAAUGAUAGAUGUGCAGAAGAUGAUGUGCAAAUAGAGAUACUGGGGUGCAAAUGAGCAAAAUAAAUAACAAUAUGGGGAUGAGGUAGUUGGGUGGGCUAAUUACAGAUGGGCUGUGUACAGAUGCAGUGAUUGGUAAGCUGCUCUGACAACUGAUGCUUAAAGUUAGUGAGGGAGAUAAGAGUCUCCAGCUUCAGAGAUUUUUGCAGUUCGUUCCAGUCAUUGGCAGCAGAGAACUGGAAGGAAUGGCGACCAAAGGAGGUGUUGGCUUUGGAGAUGACCAGUGAGAUAUACCUGCUGGAGCGCAUACUACGGGUGGGUGUUGCUAUGGUGACCAAUGAGCUAAGAUAAGGCGGGGAUUUGCCUAGCAGUGAUUUAUAGAUGACCUGGAGCCAGUGGGUUUGGCGACGAAUAUGUAGUGAGGGCCAGCCAACGAGAGCGUACAGGUCACAAUGGUGGGUAGUAUAUGGGGCUUUGGUGACAAAACGGAUGGCACUGUGAUAGACUACAUCCAAUUUGCUGAGUAGAGUGUUGGAGGCUAUUUUGUAAAUGACAUCGCCGAAGUCAAGGAUCGGUAGGAUAGUCAGUUUGACAACAAACUAUAAUUUAAUGGGUUCAAUUAAGAAAAAAAGUUCUAAUAGUAUUCGGAUUGGGGUGACAAAAUCAUCAAGGCUUAUCAAAAACCUAUAGGAUCCAAUCUGAUUACUUUGAUUUCCAAUAAGAAAAAAAGUAGUCCAAUAGGAUUCCAAUAGGAUUCUGAUAGGAUUGUGAGAAUCAAAUACGGUCCAAUAGGAAAAAAUAGUCCAAUAUAAUUCCAAUAGGAUUCUGAAACAGGUGACACAAAAUCCUAUAGGACUGUGAGAAUCUUAUUGGAUCCAAUAUGAUUACUUUUUAUUUCCAAUAGGAAAAAAGUAGUCCAAUAGGAUUCUGAUAGAGGUGACACAAAAUCCCAUAGGAUUGUGAGAAUCCUCUAGGAUUCUAUUGGAAAAAUCACUAAUCCUAUAGGAUUUUUUGACUAGGGAGAUCAUCUCCUAUUCAGAACCACAGCCUCCUAGAGUUCAUUUUCAAACCCACAGUCCUUGUGAAUGACAGAAUAUUUCUCCUGCUGUUCUGUUUACUGUGUAUGUUGUGAUGGCAAAACACAUCUAAUAGUCAUAAUGAAACAAACACAGUAUCAGACCAAGGACAGUUGCAGCUUUUUUCACAGAAAUUGACUCCUGUUGCUAAUGUCUUGGAUGAUAGAAUAUUUAAAGAAUCCCCAUCUUCCCCCAUCACCUGUGCCUAGGUUGAGAGGUCUAACAGUGCUCCCCGAUCCAAACCCAAAAAGGCGGGCACCAGGUUAGCGAGCCAGGGGGGAAAAUCUGUGAAGAAGGCUGAAGAGCAGAAGCAGCAGGGCAGCACAGCACUGCAGGGCACAAAGAAGAAGACCUCGGAGAACCAGCCCACUGAUUCCAGGCCUGCGGAGGGGGACAAGGAGAAAAGUAAAGAGAUGAACAACAAACUGGCUGAGGCAAAAGAGUAAAAAUAAUUUAGCACUACUUCUACCUUGUAUUCUUCUUUGAGGGAAAGAACACGAAGGCUGCAAAAUUAAUUAGAGGUUCUCAUCCCCUUUUAUGUUUUGUCUCUCUUUUCUCUCUCUCUCUCUCUCUCUCUCUCUCUCUCUCUCUCUCUCUCUCUCUCCUCUCUCUCUCUCUCUCUCUCUCUCUCUCUCUCUCUUCUCUCUCUCGACUAUCUAUCUAUCAUCUCGCUCUCUCUCUCUCUCGCUCCUCUCUUUAUAUUAUAUAUAUAUAUAUACUUUCUCUGCUCUCUCUCUCUUUCACUCUCUUCUCUCUGCCUCUUGGCUGUUAGUAGUAGUUACAGUAAAUGUCACGGUUGGGACAUGACAUGUCGUUUCUUCCUUGCCUCACAUUACAUUAGAUCACCGUAGUAAUGAGGGGAUGUGUGCAUCCGCUUCCUCUACUUCCCGAUGCCACCGACCACCCCCCUCUCUCCGUCUCCAUCUCAAGGUUGCCAUGGCUACCAAUGAACGGCGUGUGCUAUUGUUGCAUGAGCUCACCGACUAGCAAUCCUGUGUGGUUGGCUUCCAUCUUCCAACUGAACAGAUUGCUUUGUUGAGUUUAUCAAGGAUUUUUGGGAAAGAGAAUACCAUGUAAAUUGGCUCACUGAAUGGACUUGAUAUUUAUAGCAGUAACUUGCUAAAUUUAUCCAAAGAUAGACACUCAUCUAGAAAAAUGGUCUGAAAAUCUUUGAUAAAUGUGCAGCUUGGGUUUUUCUAGAGUGUAUCGAUCCAUGGCUGAGUUUGUGCCUGUUCUGUAGGUCCUGAAUGCUGUCUUCCUGUGCACACGGCCUCCAAGUCUGUCUGUAAUCAGAUUGCCAUUACUAAGAUGCUUUGUUAAACUUUGCCAUCAUUCUUGAAUGCAAUCUUAUUUUUUAAACCUAAUAACUGUUGAUUGUGGAUGAUGUGAGAAUGGUUUUCAACAAAGAAUUGUCAGGAUAACUUUUAAAACCUCAUACCGUCUCAUUCAAAUUGUUCUCUCUAUUCGCAGGAAAAUUUGUUCAUCAAGUUAUUUUAAAGGUCAGACAAGGCUUGUUUCAUCAACCUUGUUGCCAAACUAGGAGCCAUCUGGGUUACUGUAACAUGAUUAUGCAUUACUAGAGCAGUCAUUUGCACAGCAGAUGAGAAUUUCCACUGAAUUAAAUGUUACUAUUAUGCAAUUAUAAUUACAUUAGCCAUUUGAAUAACUACAUUACAUGUCACUGAGUCACGAUAGGAAAUUGAUAUUGUGGCUCUGUGGUCUUUAGCUAUGCUUACACCCAGGCCAUGCAGACUCUAUGUAGAUAUAGCUCAGUGGAGUGGCAGGAUCGCUUUUUAAUCCUACAUAGAGCAGCCUAACCUAUAACCUCACAUGCCCCCGCCUACAGCCCCUCCCUGCCUCUCAGACACACACACACACACACACACACACACACACACACACACACACACACAACACACGCACACACACACACACACACACACACAGUCAUGGUUGACUGUAACCAACGUGAUUAGGCCCCCAUGGAACUAGCAGAUGGGAUCCCAGCAACGCUAUUCACAUCCCAGAGGUCUAAAGAGGUGUCUGGCUGGAUGUGAUAUUAGUCCACACUAGUAGGAGCAGAUUCAUGGUUUUAUAAUUAUACGUCAUAUAUUAUGUUUUAUUUAUUCAUCUAUUUAUUUGGGUAUAAAACACUGAAUACCACCUCUGCUAAUACCUCUCUUUAUUGAAUAAUAAUGAGUCUGUGAUGUGAUGAUAAGUUUAAUUCUGGUAGUUUGGAAUGCUUAUUUUUCUCAAAUUAUUAUCUGUAUGUGUCUGUCUAACACAGGCCUCAGACAACUGGCCUCUUCCCUGAACCAGGUGUGUGUUUAAGUGUGUGGAUUUGAUUAGGUUGGCAAGUUUAUGUGUAGAUGUCAAGAUUAUAUUCAACGCAUUCAACUUCAAAUCAAUCUCUCUCUGCUGCCUUCCAUGGCAAUCUAAAUAUUGUAGGCAUAACAAUGUAGAACAACUUGAUAUUUGUCCCCUGUGAUUUCAUUGAAUUAGGACAAGCAGCGAAACUCAAUUCUAUAUUUGGUUUACAUUUGUAUCAUACUUCUGCAAAUGUUUGCAGUUUCUUGAAUGGGAUAUAAUGAGUGAGCAAGGAAAAUUAUCUGUAUUACAAACGAAAACCUAAUUAUGUCAAAAAUAAUCAAGUUAGACUAGUCCCCUUUGUAUUGGCUGUAUAGUGCCAGUAGUGCUAUAUUUGCUGUAAGUAAUAGUAUGUCUUAGCAGACAGUAGUAAAGACCAGAACAGCAUCUCAAACUCCUGGGAUGGGAUAGGCCUCAAUAGAGCAGUGCAUUGUGCAGGACUUGUCUUGUCAUGGGCCAACCCCCACACUCCCCACACUCCCCACACUCCCCAGUCUCUUUCUUGUGCUGUUGUCAUCUGUUGUGCUAGUCAGUGUCCCCUGACUCCCUCCCUCCCCUCAGUUUUGAGUACUGGAGUGUCUUGUCUCUCCAUUUGCCAUGGUGGUGUCUUGGUUAGUAAAUCACAAUGAAUCACCACACCGUAUUCCACUCAGACUGAGCAUGCGCCCAGGGAGCGGAGGGCGAGGGCCAUCUUAUUAGCAUUUUGCAGCCUUUGGUUGGGGAAGAGGGGAUGCUUUCUCUCGUAACACAUGAAGGGGGGGUCGGGGGGUCGGGGUCGUACAUGUAAAGUGCUGACACACAACACAUCGAUUUUGAAUCCAAGCAUUAGAAACAAACAAAAAAUAUAAAGUAAUAAUGGUACAAAGAAGUUAUGUAUUGGGCCAAAAAAAUAUACUGUGACGUGCUUGUGUUUCUCUCUGCUUGCUCCUAUUUACUGAAAUAUGAAUAAAUGCAAAAGCGGAAAAAGCAGUGUCCUCUUGGUUCUUUGUGUUGAAACGUAUGGAGUAGGGUGAAAAAACAGUGGUUGCAGGUAUUUGUUUAAAUGUUUUUGUGUCUUUGUCUUUGUGAGACAUGAGAUGACUUUUAGAGCGUGAAUCCACAUGGAAGAGAAUUUUGCCUUCAGAUUUUCUUUAGCGCUUAUCAAAGCUCAUCAAAGACAUUCUGGCGUGAGUUCUGACAUCCUUUCAAGAGCUUGAAUAUUGCUGCUACAGUAUAUUAGAGCUGAGGAAUAUAUUAUUUUGCAUCAUGUGUCCCAAUAUAUUCCAAGACCUCGCCUUGAUUAUACAGCAAUGUGCAAGUCAAGGAUGGGUAGAACAUUAUUACAGAAUUAGAUACACUGGGCCAACAAACUGUACAAAUGUACACAAUGUAAUGAUUUAUGAAAUGUCUUUUUUUGGCUGUGAGAAUGUGAGACAUUUGGAUAUAUUUUCUGAAACCAUUUGAAUCAUGUAAUUACUAUAUUUUUCAGCUUUAUCUGGUAUCGUGAUUAGCUUUUUGAGGAUGUGAAAUCCUACAUCUAGAAAACCUAAUGAGUGACAUUCUGAUUCAUUUGAAGGGUUGUGCUAAAACAGUACCACUACAUACAGCUCUGUCAGCCAAUCCGUGAUACAGGCUGGGUGCAGACGCUAAAGCAACACCUGUGGGGCUGUACACUACCCAUUCCAAGGUAACCUAAAAACACACCCAGCCGCCACAAGCCACAAAUCUCUCAUUAUCAUUUGUACAGUGAGGAAAAAAAGUAUUUGAUCCCCUGCUGAUUUUGUACGUUUGCCCACUGACAAAGACAUGAUCAGUCUAAAAUUUUAAUGGUAGGUUUAUUUGAACAGUGAGAGACAGAAUAACAACAAAAAACAUCCGGAAAAAAAUGCAUGUCAAAAAUGUUAUGAAUUGAUUUGAUUUUUAAUGAGGGAAAUAAGUAUUUGACCCCUCUGCAAAACAUGACUUAGUACUUGGUGGCAAAACCCUUGUUGGCAAUCACAGAGGUCAGACGUUUCUUGUAGUUGGCCACCAGGUUUACACACAUCUCAGGAGGGAUUUUGUCCCAUUCCUCUUUGCAGAUCUUCUCCAAGUCAUUAAGGUUUCGAGCCUGACGUUUGGCAACUCUAACCUUCAGCUCCCUCCACAGAUUUUCUAUGGGAUUAAGGUCUGGAGACUGGCUAGACCACUCCAGGACCUUAAUGUGCUUCUUCUUGAGCCACUCCUUUGUUGCCUUGGCCGUGUGUUUUGGGUCAUUGUCAUGCUGGAAUACCCAUCCACGACCCAUUUUCAAUGCCUGGCUGAGGGAAGGAGGUUCUCACCCAAGAUUUGACGGUACAUGGCCCCGUCCAUCGUCCCUUUGAUGCGGUGAAGUUGUCCUGUCCCCUUAGCAGAAAAACACCCCCAAAGCAUAAUGUUUCCACCUCCAUGGUUGAUGGUGGGGAUGGUAUUCUUGGGGUCAUAGGCAGCAUUCCUCCUCCUCCAAACACGGCGAAUUGAGUUGAUGCCAAAGAGCUCAAUUUUGGUCUCAUCUGACCACAACACUUUCACCCAGUUCUCCUCUGAAUCAUUCAGAUGUUCAUUGGUAGACUUCAGACGGGCCUGUAUAUGUGCUUUCUUGAGCAGGGGGACCAUGCGGGCGCUGCAGGAUUUCAGUCCUUCACGGCGUAGUGUGUUACCAAUUGUUUUCUUGGUGACUAUGGUCCCAGCUGCCUUGAGAUCAUUGACAAGAUCCUCCCGUGUAGUUCUGGGCUGAUUCCUCACCGUUCUCAUGAUCAUUGCAACUCCACGAGGUGAGAUCUUGCAUGGAGCCCCAGGCCGAGGGAGAUUGACAGUUAUUUUGUGUUUCUUCCAUUUGCGAAUAAUCGCACCAACUGUUGUCACCUUCUCACCAAGCUGCUUGGCGAUGGUCUUGUAGCCCAUUCCAGCCUUGUGUAGGUCUACAAUCUUGUCCCUGACAUCUUUGGAGAGCUCUUUGGUCUUGGCCAGAGUUUGGAAUCUGAUUGAUUGAUUGCUUCUGUGGACAGGUGUCUUUUAUACAGGUAACAAACUGAGAUUAGGAGCACUCCCUUUAAGAGUGUGCUCCUAAUCUCAGCUCGUUACCUGUAUAAAAGACACCUGGGAGCCAGAAAUCUUUUUGAUUGAGAGGGGGUCAAAUACUUAUUUCCCUCAUUAAAAUGCAAAUCAAUUUAUAACAUUUCUGACAUGCGUUUUUCUGGAUUUUGUUGUUGUUAUUCUGUCUCUCACUGUUCAAAGAAACCUACCAUUAAAAUUAUAAACUGAUAAUUUCUUUGUCAGUGGGCAAACGUACAAAAUCAGCAGGGGAUCAAAUACUUUUUUCCCUCACUGUAUGUGCUCAUAAAAUGUAAUUCAAAGUCAUGAUUUCUUCGAUAUUUGAUAGUGGCACAGUUUUGUUUUGAAAGUGACCCACCAUGAAUCUCUCUGUACUAGGAUACAGUUCCCACCAGGCCAGAUCUCUCCUUUAUUUCUCUUCCAUAUGGAAACUAGAGUAGGGGAGUGAGUGAGUGAAUGAGUGAGUGAGUGAGUGAGUGGUUAUGUCUGUCUGUCUGUCUGUCUGUCUGUCUGUCUGUAUGUCUGUCUGUCUGUGUGUCUGUGUGUCUGUGUGUGUGUGUGUGUGUGUGUGUGUGUGUGUGUGUGUGUGUGUGUGUGUGUGUGUGUGUGUGUGUGUGUGUGUGUGUGUGUGUGUGUGUGUGUGUGAGUGAGUGGGUCUGUCUGUCUGGCUGUCUGUCUGUCUGGCUGGCUGUGUGAGUGAGUGCUUGCAAGUUGGCUGUCACAUCCUAUCAAUCAAAUUGCAAUCAAUCAACCAACUUUGGAGCCCUCUAUGAGCUACUGGAAGAUGCUAGAUGCAUUCAUUGCUCGUGGUUAGAUAAAAAAUAGGUCAAGGCUAAACAAAUUGCAUGGCUGUGUAGUAAAAUGUGACUGUUAAAUUAUUCACACAGAUGACUAGAGAUCGCCUAUCCUUUUCUAUUUUUAGAGCAACUGGAUUAGCCAUACCAUGCAAUCACUGUAUUAUUUGAUAUAACAUUAUUUUAUAUUAUAGCAAAGUGAUAUUGUAAUUACCCGCAUGUUACCAGUAUGAUUAUAUAGAAAUGAUUAAUAAACAUGUUGGAUAACACACCUACAGAUAGAUGUUUAUAUUAACACAUAGUUAUCCAUCUUAACUUUUUUGUUGUAUCAUUGUUGAUAAUUUGAUGUAAUGAUGUUAUGUUGUUUGAGUGAGACCGGUAAUCCAAAUGUUAUAUCGUAGUACCAAAUGUGAUACUAAAUAUAAACAUUCUUAAAUGUUUAUUCAAUGUGUAUUGGGGUGGGUUUGAAUAUGGUGGGUGUACUGAAACUCUAGCUGGAAAGAGAGACAAUUCUGCUACUAGAGAAGAUUGUAAGUGCAUGUUUUAAUCUCCUUAAGUUUCUAGCUCAUUUUAGGUUAGAUUAUUCCUGAAUGUCCUAUGGCUGUUUAUCCUUGAACACCCUGAGCCUCUCAUUAGACUCUCAUUAUUGCAAUUAGUGUGCUUUAGCUUUUAGUCUGAGAAGGUUUCAGCUGAGAGAUUCGAUUCAAACUCGAGGAGCAGUGGCUAUUUAUUGAUCUGAACAUAGUUACACAAAAUCCCUCGACAGAAAAAUAAUCAAAUCCUCACUGAUUGAAGAACAAUGCCAACUUUUGUUCGGAUUUGAGGAAGGUACUGUAUGUGUCUUCUUUGUAAAUGGCAACAUUCUGUUCCAGAAUGAUGAUUAUGGAAAAAAAUAUUCAUUGUUUAAGUCCACCAACACAGUCUUUUUGAGCAACUUUAGGUUUAGUGACAAGAAACCAAGAGAGUAGCUUUGUCUGAGACUGAGCUUCAUGACCCCACAGUAUCAGUCUGAUGUUGUCCACUGAUAUGAGCAGUCACAGGGUGCUCAACUCAGCAGAACCAUUUGUGAUUGUCCUCUAAGAAACACCUCAUCUUGUGUCUCUUUGUUUUUGUCUUUUUCUUUAUAUUUUAACUAUGUGCUGCCUCACCUCCUAGAGAGCCUAAUGGUGAGGUUCUCCGACCCAGUGAUCAUCAUUCCCAGGGUGCCGUUGGAGGAGAACCAGAACCACUGCUGGAAAGACCCGAACCACGGAGGAGCGGCGGAGUCGUGCGCUUUUCCCCG